This is a messenger RNA of Pieris napi, 1344 nucleotides long. Its product is annotated as zinc carboxypeptidase-like. Gene Ontology annotation, molecular function: zinc ion binding; metallocarboxypeptidase activity. NCBI's taxonomy places the organism in Eukaryota, Metazoa, Arthropoda, Insecta, Lepidoptera, Pieridae. Gene Ontology annotation, biological process: proteolysis. The record is from RefSeq and is a predicted model, not a curated record. The transcript is spliced from 8 exons. The coding region runs from base 19 to 1344 and encodes 441 amino acids.
GGUCACGAAACAAUAACAAUGUUAAAAUUUUUACUCUUCACAUUACUAAUUUACAAUGUGCAAUGUAUUCCAAAAAGAUACAAAAAUUACUCCCUCAUACGCGGUAUACCAGUUAAUGAGGCCCAUUUAAGAUUCUUCAAUAAUUUAAGUGCGCUUUAUAAUGUUAAUUACUGGAGAUUACCGGGUCUGGUACACAGGCCCAUUGAAUUCAUAAUUGCGCCUACAAACAGAGAGGAUUUUGUAAGGACCGCGGAUAAAGCUGGCGUGUAUUAUUCCACUCUCAUAGAAGAUGUACAGAAAGCUCUUGAUAUGCAAACUGUAAAAUCCUACAUUCGACGUAAUAUGGAGUCGUUCGAUUGGAGGAGUUUUUUUCGCCUGCAGGACAUUUACGCCUGGCUCUGGGAUCUGGAGACCCAAUAUCCAGAAGUGAUGCAAGUGAAAACAAUUGGAAAAUCUGUGGAAAAGAGAGAUAUACUUGCAGUGAAAAUUGAACAUAAGACUGGCAGGACCACGCCAAGACCGAAAGUAAUUGUGGAGGGCGGUAUACAUGCGCGUGAGUGGAUAUCGCAGGCGUUUGUCACAUAUUUUCUCUAUCAAAUUCUGACAGCUGUUCAAUCUAAUAGCACACUGAGAGUAAUAGCUGAGACCUACCAGUGGCAUUUUGUACCAGUUAUGAAUCCGGAUGGAUAUGAUUACACGCAUAAUGCGGAUCGAAUGCACCGAAAGAACAUGAACCACGUCGAUUUGAAUAGAAACUUUGGAUUGGCUUUUGGAACCGUUGGUGUGAGUAGAAAGAAAUCUAGCGAGACAUACUGUGGUCCACAUGCGUUCUCGGAACCAGAAUCGAAGGCAAUGGCGGAUUUUGUUCUUGCAAACAGUCGAGAUUUAAUGUUCUAUCUCGCUUUCCAUGCUUAUGGUCAAUACAUGAUAUUACCGUAUACACAUAUGAAGGGUCAUUCAGAAAAUUAUGAUGAUGUUCAUGAAAUGGGUCUUAAGGCUGCGUCCCACAUAGCAGGUAGAUACGGGACGCAGUAUGAAGUUGGCACUGCAUACGAUACAGUAGGCUACAUGACAUCGGGAGUCAGUGGAUGCUGGGUGAAGAAAUCAUUCAAUGUUCCAUAUGUGGUGACGUUUGAAUUGCGUGACCAAGGGCAGCAUGGCUUUGCUCUUCCCCCCAAACAAAUAUUGCCGACUUGUAAGGAAACCAUGGAUGGUCUCAUAUCCCUUUUAACGCAUAAAACAGACAAAUUAAAGGACCCGGUCUUACCGAAAACGGGUAGUGGGGAUAUAAUAUAUAUUAAUCAUGUUAUUUUGAAGUUUAUAUUGAUUAAAUUGUUUAUUUAA